CUGUUUCUCUCAUCAGACUACUAAAGACAUGCCUUUGGGGUGCCUGUACUACAGUGUCAGAACUGAAAAAGUAUCUCUAGGCCAUACCUUCAAUGCUAUUUCUCACUCUAUUCCUAUUACUGCUACAAUGGUUCAGAUGUUCCUGUGUGUGCAUUUCUCCUUCGGGAAAUAAGAAAUGACAGUUCACAGGGCUUGCAAGUCCAAGUCCCUAGAAAACACUUCUAAUCAAGGAAUGGAGUAGAAAACAGAAAUACAGUCAGCCUCAUGUUUGAGGUGGAAGGAAGUUGCUCAAGACCAAGUAGUAGGAGGCUAAUUGCCAUUAAGCACACGUUGACUGCUAUACGCUUAAAGCUUUGCUUCAUGUGUCGCUUAAAGCUUAUCAGUCAGACAUACAGGGAGAAGCAGGUCUUUUGUUCAAAUGCCAGAGUGUUCUCCUUCACUUUCCACAAUGUGCAGGUUUCUAGGAGGGCAGAGUGCCAGAACAAUGUGCCUUCCCAAGCCUUGUCUCCAAGGAAAAGUACAUUCUUCCCCUCUAUGCAACUGCUUAUGCCACAGAGGCUGCCUUCUGGAAAGCUCAGCCAAGCGUCUCGUACUUGUGAUCUGUGCGAAUGGAAAAGUCUGAGCUCUGUGACUGGAGCACUGUACAGCAGUGUUCAGUGCUGCUGUGGGGCCUGAAUACUGGUGCCAAAGGGCCAGCAUGUCCUGGGCAAAAUACGUACAGAUGGAGUAGGAGUUUCGUGUAUCUCUGUUCAUGCAAGUGUUAGCAGGGAGAAAUUAGGCUUCAGGAGGAGCUACUCAAUGGUGUGACCCUAGAUGUCAGUUUUGUAACUCUUACAGACGUUUUUGCUUGAGGACAUAACUUAGCUGCUCAGGGAAACAGUACAGUGAAGGGUUGUUAGAGUUAGGGUAGUUUGGUUAGAUUGUGGUUGGACUUCAUGAUCCUUAAAGUCUUUUCCAACCUGAGCGAUUCUAUGAUACAUACAAAUCCAUCUUACAGAUGCUGUUUGUGAGGGACUAGGAACACAUAGCUGAAAUCCCAACUGCACACAACUUUGCUUGCUCGUCUUCGCAGGGCCGUAUCUGGACAAGUGUCAGCUUCUAGCCUUGUUUCCUUACCCAAAAUUACCAGGGCUUGACCAUCUGUGUUUGUAAUGAAGCAAGUGAAAGGGAACAUGAUCUUCCCUUCCCUGUUCAGGCUCUCCCUCCUGAAAAGGCCUGUAUUUUUUCCUACUACUAUUUCUUAUACUCCAGCAGUCCUCAGAGCAGCACAGUAAGCUCUCCAGGAACAGAGGGCACCAUCAAGAGAUCAACAUCUCACCAGAAAGCAUAAAGAAAAGAUUAUACUUGGAAUAGGAAUUACCUGAAGUGACUUGUCUUCUCACAGUGGCAGAAUAUUAUGCAUUUCCUCAGUCCAGCUCUGCUCUUCUUUACCACUUUACCUGGCACAGCCCAACUGCAGCUCCAGUAUCCUUCUGAAUUGUUAACAGGACAAGUCUGGCAGCUCCUUUUUCUGCUGCCUCUUUCUGGCAAUUUUCAGCUCCCAGAAAAUCAACUCAAGCAGGUCACAAUCCUGUUCCACAUCUUAAAGACAGGCUCUUCUGAAGCCUGCAACAGAUCUCAGCAAAAUCAGCUUUCAGUUGCCCUCAUGAAUUUCACGGCUCUUCUCAUUUAUUACCGAUGUGUGGACCUCUGUGCUCCUGCAAGAAACUGCCAUUCCCAUGCUUUGCUCUAGUGGAGGGUGGAGUUUCAUAAUUUAUGGCAGGUAAAAGUAGGCAGGCACAGUAUUCAGAGCUCAGGCAUAAAUGAAAGGUAGAGGAGGUAGCGUGAGGUAUAGAUAAGAGCUGAGUACAUGCGUGUGUGAGAGCCUAGCAUGAAGGCUGAAUGCCUGUACAUACACGUGUAGGUGUUUGUAAGGCUGCUUGAAAUAGUGUGUACUGCUGAAGUAUACGUAUGACAGGGAAGCGUUGCUUGAAUCAAGUCUGGUAGUGCUUCAAGAGGAUAUGCUAAGUGGUAACUGCUGCCCUAUGAAGCCUGACCUCAAUAAAUGUGCACAGAAUGGACAUGAGAUGAUACACAAGAAAAAGUAUGCAUACAUGCUGGACAGAGAGGUUCCUUUCAACCAUGAUGAAACCUAGGAUACAGAUGCUUCUGAUUCUGGCAGUUCUGUUUGUUCUUCUGAUCCGCUUCCACUUCCUAACCUGCAGCAACAGUGCCUCCCUGGAAUUAAAAUCUUCUGCAGUCCACAUUCUCAUUCUCUCCUCCUGGCGGUCAGGAUCAUCCUUCACUGGCCAGCUUUUCAGCCAGCACCCCAGUGUCUUCUACCUGAUGGAGCCUGCAUGGCAUGUAUGGGUUACAAUGUACCAGAACAGUGCCAAAGUCUUGCACAUGGCGGUGCGGGACCUGGUCAGGUCAGUCUUUCUCUGUGAUAUGUCUGUUUUUGAUGCCUACAUGUCUAGCGAGAAGAAAAAGUCUGACUUAUUUCAGUGGGAGAAAAGCCGAGCCUUGUGCUCCCCUCCUGCCUGUGACUUCUUCAGUCGCAGCGACAUAAUUUCUGCAGGAAACUGCAGAGUUCUCUGUGGUAGAUACUCAUUCAGCAAGGUGGAAGAAGCUUGUAAAACCUACAGCCAUGUUGUCAUCAAGGAGGUUCGCUUCUUUGACCUGAAGGUCCUCUACCCACUUCUCACCGAUCCAUCCUUGAACCUCAAAAUAAUUCACUUGGUCCGUGAUCCUCGGGCUGUGUUCAGGUCCCGAGAGAAUACAGUGGCAGAGCUGAAACGUGACAGUGACAUUGUUGCGGGGUCCCAGAAGGCAAAGGGAGAACUGGGACCUUACAACACAAUGCAAGAAAUCUGCAAAAGCCAUGUUGAGAUUUACAAGGCAGGCAGCCAGGCUGUUCCCAGCUUUCUGAAGGAUCGUUACCUGCUAGUUCGUUACGAAGACAUUGUCAGAGAUCCACUAAGAAAGGCUGCUCAGAUGUAUAGGUUUGCAGGACUCCAUUUCACACCAGAACUUCAGAAGUGGGUGCACAAUAUUACCCAUGGGAAGGGAAAAGGAGAACAAGCAUUUGAUACUGGAUCCAGAGAUGCACUGAGCACAUCUGAGGCCUGGAGAAACACGUUUCCCUUUGAAAAAAUAGAAAAAGUUCAAAGUGUGUGUAAGGAUGCAAUGGACUUACUGGGGUACCGGCUAGUUCAGACUGAAGAAGAACAGAAAGACAUGUCACUGGAUCUUUUGUUUGGACAGAACAAAUUCUGAAGGCAGAAAAGCUGCUCUCUGUACCUCCUCUCUGAAUGCUGCAUGGUGGUGAACUAAUACUGAAGAGGGUAGAGGUAUAUCAGUGGGUGGGUGGGUGAGGUCAGGUACUACAGGAGUGCUGACAGCACUUAGCACAGUUUUACCAGCAACAGCACAGGGUAACUCUCCAAAGCUACAAUACAGGCUGGAGUAAUGCCAAUCUAUUAUCCAAAUUAAGUUCGGGGUGUAUGGGAAAGAGGAAUUAUGUGUAGAUGGAAGCAAACAGGCUGCCAGAGGAAUGGAAUUGGGUGUCAGAGCUCAAACCCCUCCACAAGCCACAGCUAAGUACUGGAGAAACUAUGUGGAACAACUGCACUGUAAUGGAAGAGGAAAUAUAAAUGGAAGCCAAAGGAAGAAAGCAUUCUUUGUCAUGCUGCCACUUGGGAACAUAUAAAGCUGGAAGAGAGACAACGAUAAGCAUAUGGUGUUUUCUGGAAAGCUCUCCCUCCUUCCCCCCCCCUCCCCAGCUCCAUUCCUGUGCCUGAGCCUUUAACAUUCAUGGCAAUGUUGGCAGAAUGUCUUAAUUCAUUUGCCAUAUACUGGGAAAAAUGGAAUAAACCAGCUAUAGUUGUAAAUGAAAACUCCUAGGUCAUAGUAGAUCCCUGCACAUAGGGAUCUAUUUCUGAGAUGGGGUGAACCCACUGAUUUUUUUCAGCUGAAGUAAUUAUAUCUUCUAGCUUUCCAAACCAGAAGGAGUUCUUGACCUGGGAGUUCUCACAGUUCAUGUGAGAAUGAGAAGAAUUCAUGCUAGUGCUGAGACUAUAAAAGGGUAGGAACACAAUUUCUAUUGAUAUGCAUAGUGAAACUGAAAGAUAGGUUUGUGGUAGUGUAUUAAAAAAAGUUGAGAACAAUAAAUUAAUAUAUUGUAUUAUUUAUUUGGUGAAAGCAUUUCCUGUCUUAGAGCAUGUGCAAGGGACCUGAAGGCCCCCUAAUAAAGAAUGAUCCUAGGAUGGAGCAAGUAUCCUGACAGUUUUAAGGGAACCGAUAUUUGUGUCUGUGGCUGCAAAUGCCUUGUUUUGUUGAGAGAGCUGACCUUGGUAGCUGGUCUUGUUUUUGCAAAGACUUGUUUUGCAAGGUGUUCCUCUUGGGCUCUGUCACACACUGGCUUCGUGGGUGCAGGAUGCAGUGGAACAAACCCUGCAGACGCUGAGGAGAAUCGAAGCAGAAUCAAAGGAAAGCAGCUGUGGUGGGAGAGAGGAAAAGUGCCCUUUGGAGGGGAUGCCCUGCUGGCAUGGUCCUUCUCUCUCCUUUUCAGUGGUUUGUCAUCUUUCAAGGAUUGGUGAGUAACAGUAUGCUUGUUGAGGGAGACUCUGCUUCCCAGUUGUGGGGAUUAUCUAAAAAUGGAUGCCGGUAUGUGUAUGAGUGUGUGUAUGUUGACCAAAACUCAUAACCCUCUGUUCUGCUCUGAGCACAUGGUUUGCUUGCCUCUGCUACUGAGCCAUCUUGUCUCUCAGAUCCAAGUGUACCCUAAAAAGAUCACCGUAAAAUUUCAUAGAGUUUGCUAUUGUCCACUAUCUCCUAUAUCAAUCAGAAAUGUCAUUCUUCCAUCUUCAAUGGGAAUAUCCAGAUUAAACCUGAACAACAGAAUUUUUAUCUGUUUAUAACAGCACUUUGUAAGAAAAUGAGGAAAUCUUGCUAUAAGACACGUGGAACGAAAUGUCCACAGAGCCCCUUCUGAGCAUCCCAUUUCAAACGCAAGUUGCAGUGUCCCUUUAACAUUGAUUCUCAGCUUAGUUAAUUUUUUUUUUUUAAAGUCUGAAGCAGGGAAAUCCAUGUCUAAAAAUUCACUGAUAUACUGUCUCAAUUUGACUCCACUUCCUUAAACCAACUGGCAAGCAACAGCUCAUUUAAAUUUAUUAAUUAGGCAAAUUUACUACUGUAGUGUAUACUGUUAACCAGGAAUAAACAAUCACAGACAGGUUACAAGCAUCUCUAUCUUGGGAGUACAGAGAACUGUGAACUCCUCCCAUGAUCUUCAAAAUGGCACACUGUUAACACAUGCAAGAUAAGUGGGGACAAAUUUAAUGCUUCUCUGCUCUUUUUACAACACUUUCCCAAGGCCUGUACUGAUUUGCAGCACUGCUAGGAACACAGCUGUUUUUGCACUUCUCUAGUGACUGCAUUCAUGUUUGAAAGUGUGUAUGCAAGAAGCAGUGUCCAGGUUCUAUGUAUUGUGUUUGAUGGGUGACAGGAGUCACCCUUACUGAUACUUAUCUCGAAUAACAGGAAAAAGACUCUUCUGUCAAAUUUACAGCUGAAUUUUGUUAUUAUUGAUGUUGUCACAGAUAAUCAAUUAAGGUUUUAUUAUGUGCUGAUUCUGGUAAGGAAAGCAGAGAAAGUACUGCCACAGAUGCUGAGCAGUUAUGUUGACUAUCAAAACAAAGUAGCUGCAAUAUAGACUAGACUUUGGAAUAAACUGAAUCAUCUGAAGUUAACAGUCUGCUCUAGGACCGCCAAGCGUAGAAGCUCAAAGAAGUGGAUGGCUUCCCACCCCAGAAGCAUCUCUUCAGGCACCUUUAGUGGGGCGAGCAUCAGUGUCUCAGAUCCUGCACGCCUUUGAGGUAAGAGACCAUCUUGCAGCAGUUAGGAAGGAAAUUGCAGGUACAACUGUGGAGCAGGAGGUGACAAAUGGUAGUUAGUGGUCCAGAAAGGGAUCUGGUAGGAGUACAAUUUGUCAGCAGUGAGGAAAGAUGAUAUGAGCUGGAGGGAGGAUCGUGUUUUCCAAUUUCUGAUGUAACUCAGUAUAAAUAUUUCUAAUGAUUUAGAUUUAACAAGCUAGUGUUGCAGUAUUCUUCUUGUCCAUGAAAUUCUGCUUCUUCAUGUACUUCUGUGUGUAUUCAUACCUCGUAAGUGAGCAGUGUGGGGCAGACCCCACUUAUUAACUUAUUAACUUAUUAACUGGCUAGCAAGGCUUUCCUGACUUCGAGGUGCAGGACAAGAUAAAUGUCACUGUUUCUGAAGCUCUUUGACAUUGAAUCCACAUGUCUCUUACCACUAGACAGGGCCUAGCACACUGAAAUAUUCAGAUGCAUUACAAGGUCAGUAUGCCAUGCAUGCUGGGUUUGUCCUCUAGCUGGUGAUUGUUGCUUCAGCACAGUAGCUAUCCAAAUCUUACUUCCAAUCAUUCUUCCCUUCUAGAUGAAGCAAUCAGCCCCAGUCACCAUGACUGAAAACAACUUAAAGCAGCUGGGACAUGGUUUAUUUCGGGAGAUGACUAAAACAGGGUUUCUCUAAGUAUAAAUUUUGUUGAUCAAAUUUAAGAUCUUAUUCCUAAUGGCUGGAAAAACUUAAUGUGAUAUUUUUGUAUCUUCCCGAAGUCUGAAUUUCCAUUUCAUCAAGUUGGAAUAAUAUUGACUCUAUUGUGAAGAUCUAGAUCUCAAUCUAGUAUUCUUUUUAAGAAGCUUUUAAAGCUAGAUUCAUGGAGGAGACAUCUGAUGUUCUGCCCAACAUUUAGGCUUCAGUCACAGAAUGGCUACUGUUGGAAGGAAUCUCUGGAGGCUGUCUGCUCCAAAUACCCUGCUCAAGCAGAGACACCUAGAGCAGGUUGCCCAGGACCAGGUCCAGGCAGCUUUUAGGGUCUUCAGGGAGAGAAGCCUGUGCCAGUGCUCUGUCAUCCACAUCGUAAAAAAGUGACUUUUACAGAUUAACUAUUACCACAGUACUGAAGACAUCUGUGGUCCUAGAACUAAAGUUCUAAUUCUUCAAAAGGAUGAAAUAGUGUAUGUUAUCAAAAUUGGAGUGAUACUGCCAGGGAUUCUCUUAGUGAAUGUGAAAACCUUCCUUUACAUGACACUUAGACAAAGUUGGUGCAGGCAGGCUGGCAUAGAGAAGUAUGAUUUGUACAGCACUAGAGAAGAGCACAGUUGCUGCACUUCUAAAGAUCUCUUUAGCUUACGGGUUAUAUCACACAUUCAGCUAAAAGCAUAGUCUCAGAAGCCAGUUUUUACUGCAGUCAUAGUGAGGAGCUUUUCAGUUGAAGUGCCAAGAAACCUGUUUCUUCACAGACAGACUCUUUUCAGUACAUUACUACAUUACUAUUACAUUGAUCAAUGUUAGCUGGAGUAGCACAAGUUUUAUUAUGCAUAUUUGUUUUCAAUGGACUCGACUCUUUGCAUUAAAUAUUUAGUUGGAUGAAAAAAAAAAACUUCAGUGUUUCCAGUCUCUGGUAACCAAAUGACAUAAAAUGACAUUUAAUGUAUUUUCUUAAAUUGUUGUUAAGAAAAUUGUUUUUACUUCCAUUUCCUCAGCAAACUCAGGAAAAACAAAAAAAACCAUGGAUUUCAGUGCUUCAUUGUUACGCUUCUGCUACGCUUCCCACUGCAUCUAUUGACAAUAAUGACUUUUUUUUUUUUUUUUUUUUUUUUGGAAGCACCAAAA
This is a messenger RNA of Centrocercus urophasianus (Greater sage-grouse), 7671 nucleotides long. It is a transcript of the gene CHST4, whose product is annotated as carbohydrate sulfotransferase 4. Gene Ontology annotation, biological process: keratan sulfate proteoglycan biosynthetic process; N-acetylglucosamine metabolic process; carbohydrate metabolic process. Gene Ontology annotation, molecular function: N-acetylglucosamine 6-O-sulfotransferase activity. The coding region runs from base 2086 to 3255 and encodes 389 amino acids. The transcript has 3 exons. Lineage: Eukaryota; Metazoa; Chordata; Aves; Galliformes; Phasianidae. The record is from RefSeq and is a predicted model, not a curated record. Gene Ontology annotation, cellular component: Golgi membrane.